Chanos chanos (milkfish) is the source of this 1344-nucleotide messenger RNA. RefSeq names its product filamin binding LIM protein 1 (gene fblim1). Lineage: Eukaryota; Metazoa; Chordata; Actinopteri; Gonorynchiformes; Chanidae. The coding region runs from base 88 to 1344 and encodes 418 amino acids. Gene Ontology annotation, biological process: cell-cell adhesion. Gene Ontology annotation, molecular function: filamin binding. The record is from RefSeq and is a predicted model, not a curated record. The transcript has 8 exons. Gene Ontology annotation, cellular component: stress fiber; focal adhesion.
GUGCCAAGACACAGAAAGAAACAGGAGAAAAAGAAAGUAGAAGAAAGAAAGACAAAAAAAGUGAAUAUCAGCUCUAUUUUCAGCAACAUGACAUCAGCUGAACCACAGAAGAAGAUGGUUUCCUCUGUCUUCAUCACUCUGGCAUCCCCUUACAGAGCCACAAUCACCCAACGGCCACACAUACAACACAGCACCGUGGAAAAAGACACACAGCAAUCAGCUGUACCUGUCAGCCAUGGGAACGACUUCUCUGAAAUGAAGUUGGCUAAUACCCACAAAAAAGCUGCAGCUCUCUCGCAGGAUGGACAUAAUGGACUGCAGACGUCUCCACUGGCACCGACCAGCCCCAGAAACUCCCAGCCGGGAUCUACGCUCGGUUCCUCUGUCUCCGGAACAGAGACCUAUCCAUCUUCCAUGGUCGUACCUGGUUCAUUUACCUCCAGAAAUACAGAACUGUUAACAAGCAAAGUAGACGACAACACCGAAGAGAUUUUACCACCACCACCCCCUCUGCCGACACCCCUGGACUCUGAGCUCUCUGAGGACCCCACAGCACCCCUGCCCCCACCCCCAGUCCAUGGGUUCUCUCCUGCUCCUCUUCAGUCUGUCCCCCAGCAUGGACCACUAAGCGCCAAGUUUGAGACCAAAACAGCUGCAAAACAACAAGAGGACACACCUCCCCCUGGUGGAGUAAAACACAAUGAAGCAACUGUGGCACCUCACAGCAAUUUGGAACAGGAGGUGCACCCAGAGAGCAAAGAUGUCUGUGGAUUUUGUCGCAAAACUGUGGCUCUAAGUGAGCCUGCCAUAGAGGCUUUGAACAGAACUUACCACGCAAGCUGCUUCCAGUGCAGACAGUGUGAAGUCCCCUUAGCAGGCAAAAUAUACUACAAUAAGGCUGGAAUUCCACUCUGUGAAGACUGCUAUCAGGCAAGUUUGGAGCCCUGCUGGGCAUGUGGUGAAGUCAUUAAGGAUCACAUGAUACGAGCGCUGGAGCGAGCCUACCACCCACCCUGCUUUGUCUGUACAACUUGUAAUCAAGCUAUUGGUGAACAGAGGUUUGCACAGGGUGAGGUAGGAGAGGUGUACUGCCUACAGGACUACUACAGGAAAUACGCACCUCAGUGCAGCGUCUGUGCACAGCUCAUCAUCCCUCGUGAGGAUGGUACUGAUAGUUAUACAGUGGAAUGUCUUGGACGCUCUUUCCAUGAGGACUGCUACCGUUGUGAGGUAUGCAAAGUACUGCUUUCCCCAGAGCCAAAUGAACAGGGUUGUCACCCACUGGAAGGACAGAUACUUUGCAAACCCUGUCACCUGACACUGGUCCAAGCAGUGCAGCACUAA